CCCCUCCCUCCCCGCCGCGGGACCCACAAAUAGCCGGGAGCUCCGGGGCGCUCCCGCACUCCCGACCCGUCCCGGCACUCCCGGAGCGCCUCCCGAGGGACCAUGGAGCGCUGGCUGCUCCUGCUGGGGGCAGGAAUCGCCCUGGGCUGCGCCUCCGGCCAUCUGUACACGGCCCCCGACUCGUGCGAGGGACGCUGCGGGGAGCCCUUCAAUGAGGAGGACGAGUGUCACUGUCACCCCGGGUGCGAGGCCGAGCGCAACUGCUGCGAGGACCACGGGAGGCACUGCGGGCCCGGUGGGGAAGGCGCCGAGGGCGGAGCUCGAACCCGCGAGGGAUUCUCCAGCAGCAGCGGUUCCAUCUCGGAGCAGGAGCUGCUGCAGCUCUCGGAGCAGCUUUACGGGCUGGACCACAACCGGGCCCGGCCCAGCGACAUCGCCCUCAACCCGCAGCACCUGGCGGGCCCCGAGGAGACCGGGGACAAGCGGGACCGGUCCCCACAGCCGCUCUACAGGUACGUGAACGAGGAGCUCUUCUCCAAGCCCACCUACGCCAGCUUCAUUAAGCUGCUGGAUAAUUACCAGAGGGCCACGGGCAGGGAGGAGGAGGUGACGGCCGAGGAGCUGCAGGAGCAGCAGCGUUUCCUCGAGGAGGUGAUGAACACGGAGCUCAUGAGGAAACUCUUCGUGUUCCUGCAGGGAAAAAAUCGCUACAGCUCCGAGCAGGAGUUCCUGCAGGAUCUCAACCAGAUGUGGUUCGGCCUCUACUCCCGAGGGGACGGCGAGCGUGAUUCCAGCGGCUUCGAGCACGUGUUCUCAGGGGAGGUGAAAAAGGGAAAAGUCUCUGGAUUUCACAACUGGAUCCGCUUCUACCUCCUGGAGAAGCAGGGGGUGGUCAACUACUUCAGCCACAACUUCAACGGGCCGUGGGACACGUACCCCGACGUGCUGGGGCUCCAGUUCAGCUGGGACGGCUUCUACAAGGAGGUGGGCUCGGCCUUCAUCGGCUGCAGCCCCGAGUUCGAGUUCGGCCUCUACACCCUCUGCUUCCUCGCGCGGCCCGGCCGGGCAUGCCACCUGAGCCUGGGCGGGCACCGCCUCAGCGUGCAGACCUACCCCUGGACCAAGGCCACCUACGGCGGCGGCAGGAGGUUCAUCGCCACCGCCUACGUGAUGUCCCCCUGAGGGUGGUGUCACCCCGAGGGCGGUGUCACCCCUGAGGGUGAUGUCCCCCUGAGGGUAGUGUCCCCCUGAGGGUGAUGUCAUCCCUGAGGGCGGUGUCACCCUGAGGGUGGGGUCCCCCUGAGGGGGGCUCGGCUGGGGGGUCCCGGGGCCGCCCCGCGCUGCUCGGGGCCGCGGGACGGGAGC
Messenger RNA from Serinus canaria (Common canary), 1365 nucleotides. It is a transcript of the gene ENDOU, whose product is annotated as endonuclease, poly(U) specific. The record is from RefSeq and is a predicted model, not a curated record. NCBI's taxonomy places the organism in Eukaryota, Metazoa, Chordata, Aves, Passeriformes, Fringillidae. The coding region runs from base 103 to 1182 and encodes 359 amino acids. Gene Ontology annotation, molecular function: RNA endonuclease activity. The transcript is spliced from 9 exons.